This is a messenger RNA of Hyaloperonospora brassicae, 615 nucleotides long. The record is from the annotation of a GenBank genome assembly. NCBI's taxonomy places the organism in Eukaryota, Oomycota, Peronosporomycetes, Peronosporales, Peronosporaceae.
AUGACAACCCGCCGAAGUCGAAGCCGCAGCGCAUUACGAGCGCACUUGUCGCGCGCUCGUCGUGACCAAUCGAGUCGUGAACGCCGCCGUAGCGACGAGCAGCAGCAGAGCGAACGCCGUCACAUUGCAGCCAGUCGACGCAAGAGAAGUCGUUCGCCGAGUCGCAGUCGAAGCAGUAGCAGUGAAAGGAAACUGCACCCGAAGCCGCGAAAGCCAAAGAAGAAGAAAAAGGAGGAGAAGAACAAGCGCCACAAGGAGAAGAAGCGGCACGUGCGGGGAACGAUGCAGGAAGAAGCAGCAGAGCGUGUCGAGGCAGACGUGGCUCCCAUCCAGUGUCCCGUUCAGCCAAUCACGGAGCCAGAAGACCGACAACCCGCGCACGCGUUGCCUCUUGACGUCAAGAGCUUUUUCGAACAGCUGCAACGGCAGGAGGUCGCCAAGAAACCAGUGGGUACUGUGCACUCGCGCGGCGUCGCUGCACCCGUUUCCGCCACGGCGAUCGCCAAGUCGGACAAAUGGGAGUGCAGCAAAGCCACGUGCGGCCACACGAACUCGAAGCACGCGCCGGCGUGUACGAAGUGCGGCGCAAUGAAACGCAUGACGGAGUGGAGAUAA